This is a messenger RNA of Hyalella azteca, 2794 nucleotides long. RefSeq names its product 15-hydroxyprostaglandin dehydrogenase [NAD(+)]. Gene Ontology annotation, molecular function: oxidoreductase activity, acting on the CH-OH group of donors, NAD or NADP as acceptor. Gene Ontology annotation, cellular component: cytoplasm. The record is from RefSeq and is a predicted model, not a curated record. NCBI's taxonomy places the organism in Eukaryota, Metazoa, Arthropoda, Malacostraca, Amphipoda, Hyalellidae. The transcript has 8 exons. The coding region runs from base 102 to 818 and encodes 238 amino acids.
AGCAUAAAAUAAUUAUAAAUCAUUGCAACAAUCUAUAAGGUUGUAAUAUUUGUGGUAUUGUUUUCUUCAUAAUAUUAUAUCGAUAUUAUAAUAUCCUGUAAAUGGAGCACAAAGUUGCCCUGGUGACGGGAGGAGCGCGUGGGCUGGGCAGAGCCAUCGCAGAGCGUCUCCUCGAUAACGGACUCAAGGUUUGCAUUGCGGACAUCAUGGAGGAAACCGGCCGCGCCGCUGCGCAGGAGCUUGCAACGAAGUACGGCGAAGAGAGGGUGGCUUUUGAGUGCUGCGAUACAUCGGUUGAGCAGCAGUUCAGUGACGCUUGGACGCGCUGUGAGGAGCAGCUGGGCAAGCUGGACCUCCUCGGAGGUUACAUCACAGGGAGUUUGUUGGCGUUCGAGCGCAUGCGUUCGGUGGGUGACGACGCGCCUGGCGUCGGUGGUACUGUCAUUAAUGUCGCCAGCAUCGCGGCCAUCAAGACGCUGCCCUUUGGCCCCAUCUACUCGGCCACAAAGAGCGGCGUGGUCGGCCUCAGCAGGGCACUGGGGCACCCACUGCACCACAGCCUGACGGGAGUCAAGGUGCUGUGUCUGUGUCCGUCGCUGAUCAGCGGCACGCCCUUCCUUCAGUGCGCCAUGGAGAAGGCCUUCUCCCCAGCCGUGGCUAAGGCGCUUCAGGCCGCCGGCGGUAAAAUAAAGCCCUUGACAGUGCCGGAGGUUGUGGAGGCGUUCAGCAAGCUGCUGGAGGAAGAAGUGAACGGCUCUGUCCUGGUCGUAGAGGCCGGCAAGGAGCCCUACUACAGCCUUCCAGAAAUUCCAUCGUAAAAUUCUUUCUUUGGAACUUGUUCGAUCAUUCCGGAGUCUCGUUAAUAAGUUGGAGCAUGACAUUGAUGCGUUACAGUGUAUAGAUAUUCAUGUACCGGCACAUAUGGAACGUCGUCCCAUGUCAUGUGUUUCACUUUCCAUGGAUAUUAUCACAAAGCAAUUUUAUCCGGUUUUUACUUUUUAUAGUUUAUGCUUCAAUCGUCGAAAAUUUAACAAGGGUGGUUAGUAAUAUCGAAAUUUUUAACUAGACUUGAAUGAGAUAUUUCUUAUCAUUUCAUUUUUAACUUCUGUUGUUGUUUUUGCAUGAGGUUCAACCAUAGUUACAUUUGUAGCAUGGCUUAGGUUUUAAAUUUUUCGGAAUUAUUCCUAUUUUCUUGUAUUGACUUCACGGCUUAUGCAUUUGAUUGUUUCCUUUUUUUUUUUUUUUUUUUUUUUGUUCUUGUGUUGGAUUCUUCUAAUCUUCUUCAACAAGUUAAUGCACAGUGGCAUCUCGAAAUUCGUUUAAGAAAUGUUAUUAGUUAGAGAAAUAAUUGUGCUUACUAACACUCUCUGCUACUAAACUCUUUGGUCAAUUAGGCAGCUAUUUAGUUGUAUCGAGUGAACGCGUAUUGUAUUGAGUGUACACGUAACUUUGUAUUGUGAUGUUUGGUUCACAGAUUUAGGAAACAUGUACAACAUAAAGCGAUGAUAGCAGAGUGGUCGAGUGGCAAAAGUUCAGAGAACCAAAUUGGAUCUUCGAGUUGUGGGUUCGAUACCUAUAGCAACUGUGCAAAGUACUACUGGUCGAAACCGGCGAGGUGGCGGGUCGGCGAAGCACAGGAUAUGUGAGCAAUGUGUUGCGUGUUCGAGAACCGCAACAAGCUGUGAAACUGCUACGGUGGUCAGAAUCGGCGAUACGCCUAAUUUACAACAUUUUUUACGCUGACGCCUGUACUUUUAUUACGACUUGUUUCUAUCACGUAUCAAGCAUGCGAAAUAUGCGUGUUCGCGCAGAUGAGUUUUUGCAGGAUAAAAUGGCAUGUCCGGAUAAACGCCUCGGUUAGAUAAACCUUAUCUGUGUACCAUCAAACUUUUACGUUUUAUCUGACUAAAGAAAAUAAUUGUCAUCAAAAUUAAACCCCCACAACAUUUCUUACAUAUGGAUUGCACAUUUCUAGGGCUUCCCUUUAUUGAAGUGCCGUUAAUAUUAUAGAUUACUCACUUAUAAAUAAUUAACCAAAGUUUCGAAAACGACGGUAAUAACUUUGAACAAGGUGUGUUUGCAGAACCAUGUGCAGCUAAUAUAAUCUUUAGGUUAUAUUUCAUCUGAGACCAUCAAUGUUAAGUUUUCAUUUUUUAUAUACAAGUCAUUUUGGGUGACCAAGCCGCUGCCUCACCCUGAGUUCGGUUGGGAAUAUUGACAUUCCUGCGAUAUUUCUGCGGGAAUAUUCUAUGUAAUGACUCAUCGUUGAACUGAUGCACAAUAAUAAAAAUUAAUUAAUACAAAAUAUUUAAUUGUGUUGAUAACUGCAGUGCUGACAUAUGGAUAUUAUUCGAUUGUUUUAUAUUCAUGAAGCCAGCAUGAAUGUUUCAUAUUCACAACGAUGUAUUUUAAUGGUAGUUUUGAAGAUUAUUUUCAUCAUUACAAUAGUACAUGUAUUUUACUAGUAACGGUUCUUCCUUUAACUUCGUUGACGUGUUUCAUGCGUUUCCAUGACAAUAUAUUUUUGUACGCAUUAUGAAAUUGAAAUUCUAUUUGAAUUACGUUAUUGUAGUGGGUUAUUAACUAAUCUACAAAUUCCCAUCAACAUGAAAUUGAAACCGAUAGAAAGUAUUUAUAGGAACGAGCCGACAAAUGCCAACGAUAAUAUGUUUGUCAUGUAGUCCAAUGGAAUUCAUUUAUGAUAAGACACCUACAUGUCUCUCUUAACCUACACUAUGGAUUAUAUUACGCUUCUUUUCCAACAUUGUUUGCUUAUGAAAAUAUCCUCAAUUUC